Priapulus caudatus is the source of this 1332-nucleotide messenger RNA. Its product is annotated as glucose dehydrogenase [FAD, quinone]-like. Bases 396 to 1037 code for a protein of 213 amino acids. NCBI's taxonomy places the organism in Eukaryota, Metazoa, Priapulida, Priapulimorpha, Priapulimorphida, Priapulidae. The transcript has 8 exons. Gene Ontology annotation, molecular function: flavin adenine dinucleotide binding; oxidoreductase activity, acting on CH-OH group of donors. The record is from RefSeq and is a predicted model, not a curated record.
GGAGCAUCGGGAUGGAGUUAUGAAAACGUACUUCCAUUCUUUAAAAAGUCAGAGAACGUAAAGAUACCUGAUCUAAAGAACUCUAAGUACCACGGCGUUAGAGGACCUCUAACUAUCACUCAAUCCACCUACACGGAACUUGGGAAUUUGUUUCUGGACGCAGCGCGAGAGUUAGGCUAUAGAGUUGGCGAUAUAAAUGGAGCAAGCCCCUAUGGGGUUAUGAAGGCACAUGCAAACAUCAGAGAUGGCACCCGCGCACACACUGCCAAAGUUUACCUACAACCUGUCGCAAGCAGACCAAAUCUGCACGUCAUAACUCACGCCCACGUCUCCAAGGCCCUCUAUCCACAAACGGCGUGGAGGCCAUUGGCUUCUUUAAUACGGCUGGCCUGGAGAUGAAAGGCGUGCCACCAGAUAUGCUAUUGCUCAUGACAGGAUCUGGAAUUGGAUCAGUGGAUGAAAAUUUUAUAUAUAACCAGCUAGGAUAUGACAAAAAGUUCAUCAAGGACGCUAACUAUGCCGCCCAAGAGGAUCGCCAUCUUUUCUCGUUGAUACCAACUUUGUUGCAACCUAAAAGUGUCGGUGAUAUUCGCCUGAGAACCAGUGACCCGCUGGAUUAUCCACUCAUAGAUCCACGUUAUUACGAGAACGAACAAGACGUUAAAACUAUGGUGUCAGGAAUCAGGUUGGCUAUAAAGAUAUCAGAGACGAAAGCAUUCAAGUCUAUCGGAGCAAAGAUGAAUCCCAAUAACUGGAACGUGCCCGGAUGCACUCAGUACGGCAAAGGGGAUAAAUACCUGGAGUGUGUUGCGCGCAGUAUAUCCACGACUCUUUACCAUGCAACGGGAACCUGUAAGAUGGGCGCCAGCACCGAUCCGUCUGCCGUCGUUGAUCCCCAGCUGAGGGUUCGUGGAGUAGAAGGACUGAGGGUCGUGGACGCCUCCAUCAUGCCGGAGAUCAUAGCGGGAGGCCCACAUGCGCCUGUCAUCAUGAUCGCUGAGAAGGCUGCCGACAUGAUACGUGGCGCGAAGAACUGAUGUGAAACAUUUUCCUUUGAAAACGAGUAGUAUUUGAAUGCGAUAUAAAAGCGUCUAGACUAACUAUGUACAUACGGGUAGUUAUGACAGGUGUCAUCCUUUUAGUGACUUCACUGCACAUGUGAAUUGUAAAUGUAUUAUUGUUGGAUAGAUGUAGCAGAUAGGAGACCGUGUAGAAUAAUUGUGUUAUUUGUAGAAUUUGCGCAACACGCAUUUUUGCGAUGUUAUCAUACAUCACAUCGACACUAUCAUAUCAUAAAAUACUUUGGUAAUAAUAAAACGUUUAAAUAAUGAA